CAGUACUGCCAAAGCUGCCAAUUCACAAUUCAGUAUUCAUGCAACAGUCAACAUGUCAAUUAUCGUCAACAUAUUUGCAUGUAAAUCACGUAUUUAAAUCAGUUUCACCAAGCGAAUUAGUUAAUUCAUCGAGAAUUGCGUGACCGAUUGCAAUGUCUGCCCUAUUCGAUUUCCAGAGUCUGCUGACAGUGAUUUUCCUGCUAAUUUGCACGUGUGCGUAUAUUCGUUCCAUAGUGCCUAGUUUGCUAGACAGACAUAAAGUCGGAUUCUUGGGGAUCUUUUGGAAGUGUGCCAGGAUUGGAGAGCGAAAGAGUCCCUACGUUGCAGUAUGCUGUUUAUCCAUGGCUUUCAGUAUAUUAUUUUGGUCCUGAGAUGAAAAUAAUUAUGACGAAAAUUGAGUUUUAAAAUUGACCAAACUUCUGGACAUGUGUAUAUAAACGAAGUGAUAUAAAAAGGUAAAGUUUGAAAAUGUGAUAUACAUUCCUACGGCAAACAUUUUGUAUUUGUUCCCUUUGAUUGGAAAUACAUAAAAAAUACAUUACAUAAAAA
Messenger RNA from Leptopilina heterotoma, 549 nucleotides. RefSeq names its product protein kish-A-like. The coding region runs from base 153 to 371 and encodes 72 amino acids. NCBI's taxonomy places the organism in Eukaryota, Metazoa, Arthropoda, Insecta, Hymenoptera, Figitidae. Gene Ontology annotation, biological process: protein secretion; intracellular transport. The transcript has 3 exons. The record is from RefSeq and is a predicted model, not a curated record.